Messenger RNA from Thlaspi arvense, 375 nucleotides. The record is from the annotation of a GenBank genome assembly. Lineage: Eukaryota; Viridiplantae; Streptophyta; Magnoliopsida; Brassicales; Brassicaceae.
AUGGCUUCUCUGUCUGGUAUCGUCGAGCGAGAGCUUGGAGCAUCAUCACCAAGAAGCAAGCUUUUGAUAACAAGUGAAAGCAGUCUCGCUUCUGUAGCCUCGUUAUCCAUGCCCCUUAUUCAGGAGAUUGUUCUAUCAGCAGACAUCAGAUGUAGUGACUGCCAAGAGAAAAUCGCCGGCAUAAUGUCGAGGAUGAUCGAAACCUAUUCAAUAUUGGUGAGUGUGUUGGAGAAGGAAGUGACGCUGACGUGUACAUAUUCCGGUGACCGGAGAGUCUCAAAGACAUAUGGUGAAGCUAUUCUCUGCAAAAUCUCCACAUUCAAGCGUAUGAUAUUUCCUUCUUCCAGGAAACAACAACUCAAUAGUAUUUCUUGA